CUUUGACUGGAGGAGAUGGUAGAAACCUGCAGGAAAUAGGAUGAUGCCGUGUAAACAAGAUCUCAUUUAUUCCAUGUUUGUUUCCGACGCAUGCAUCCACACCGUUCAAACUCGCUUCGGCAUUUCGUCUCCGGUUUCCUUUGCGACUAAGCAAAACAUCUUUAAGCCGCCGCGAUCGAUCAACCAUUCGUUGUGAUCGGGACCAAUUUGCUUUUUCACGCUCCUUUUCCUGGAACGCCCGCCCCCUGCUCUUCUCGUCCCCCGAGCAGAGCCACCAACUCCGGCGGCCCGGCCUCAGGUUCUUCUCGCCGUCGCUGCUCUGCUGCCACUGGGACCAGACCGAUGGAGUUCUCCCGCCGCGGCCGAGCCACCGACGACGGCCAACGCCCUCCGCCGCACGGAGACCCGAUGCUGGUGAUGAGGGACGCGCUGCUGUCGCAGCUCCAGAAGGACCGCCUUCGCCAGGAGAUCAUCGUGGCCGAGCUGGCCAAGAUAGAGCGUGCCAUGGCCCUGCGCGCCGCCACUGGCGGCCAGCAGGCCACGCCGACACCAGCCGGCGAAUGCUUGACGACAUGUGAGGGUAAGGCGGCUCGACAAAAUGCAGCGUCCGAUGAGCAGAGGCUGCCGGACUCCAGUGGGGCUGUUCCAGAGACUAAGACGUCGGUCGCGGAGAAGUGGGAACUAACAGGAAUAACCAUACCAGUUAAGAAGCCCAAAACACCCAUGAGAUGGAAUUGCACCGUCUGUGAGGUGCAAGCAACCAGUGAGCAGAACUUGCAGCAGCAUUAUGCUGGGCAGAAGCACUUGUUAAAUGUAGCAACACUGGACCAAAGAGCUACGGCAAGUGGUCAGAAGGCGACAACGGCAGCAGAACCUUCCCUUGGUACAGAGCACAAGAAAACCUCCUCAAUAAAAUGGAGUUGCAAUACCUGCCAGGCAACUGGCUCGGGCCAAUCGGGGUUGGAAGCGCACCUCAAAGGCAAAAGACACCAGCAGAACAUCUCAGCCACAUCCACGCCGAAGAACGUCGCGGCGGGGGAAGCAAAAUCGCAUGCCAUCAAUGUGCCAAAGCGUUCAGAGAAGCCACCAUCACCCUGGAGUUGUAGCAUUUGCCAAGCUAUAUGUACCAGCGAAUCGGACUUGAACAGCCACCUGAGGGGCAUAAGACACCACGCAAAGGUUCAGUCCUUGCUUGAAGGCAAGAACAUGGCAAGGAAAGAAAAACUGAAUCCAGAUUCAAGAUGGGCCUGCAGAAUUUGCCAAGCUCACUGUACUUGUGAACCAGACUUGGAAAACCAUCUUGCAGGCAAGAGACACCAACUAAACAUUCAGGUUUUAAGCGCGAAAACCAAGCAAGAGAAAAACAAUGCACCACGAGUGGCCAUGAGCCAAGAACCACCCUCGGAAUGGCAUUGCACAAUGUGCGAGGCCGAAUGUAACUCUAAAUCUCAAUUUGAGGAUCAUUGCAGAAGCAGCAGGCACCAACAGAAUAUAGAGGAGGUACUCGGAAAAGGCAAGACCGUGAAAGCGAGCAGUCGUAAGGCUGCAAAUGAACUACUUUCAGAUUGCUCUAACAGGAAGAAUGCGAACUCAGAAAAGUUGGAGAAACGGCAGAUAGUAUAUUUCUGUGAGCAGUGCAAUUUGCAGUGUAAUAGUGGUAAAAUGCUGGCACAUCAUCAUGCUGGGAAGAAGCACCGGGAAAAGCUCGACGAAAAGAAAAAAAAAUGUCGAUCUGGGCAUCUAUGGCAGUUGUAGAGGACGAGAGGUUGCAAAGCCCGGACAACAUAAUAGUGAUACCAGCCUAUAGAUGACAGUAUGACACCGUGAGGAAGUGAUCCCAAUGCAUUUGGUUGAGGGGAGUUGCCAUACAAUCCCACCAUCUGGGUUAAGUCCUCAUGGAUUUGAGUUCCUACUUAUACUCUGGUAGCCACCCUUACAAAUUUUCUUUGAAAAAAUGACACCCUGAUACAAGCCUCAAAAGAUAGUGUAAAUAAUCAUAAUUUUUUUUUUGCGUC
Messenger RNA from Triticum aestivum (bread wheat), 2015 nucleotides. RefSeq names its product UBP1-associated proteins 1C. Gene Ontology annotation, molecular function: nucleic acid binding; zinc ion binding. The coding region runs from base 343 to 1755 and encodes 470 amino acids. The transcript is spliced from 3 exons. Lineage: Eukaryota; Viridiplantae; Streptophyta; Magnoliopsida; Poales; Poaceae. The record is from RefSeq and is a predicted model, not a curated record.